AUGAGUAAUCAAGUUUUUCAAUUCCCACCUUAUUAUCAUAAAGAACCAUUCUUCACUAUACAACCAAUAUUAAACACUAGAAAGAAACAAUUCCAAAUGUGGCAAGACCUAAUUCUCCAAUAUUGUAGAUAUUAUAAAAUUUAUGAAUUAGAUAUUAAUGAAUCUAUAAAAUCAAACUCAGUAUUAUUUAAUAAUGAAAAAAUAAAUAGAAAAUUAUCAAGAGAAGCAUUGAAAAGUAUAAUUGAUGAUAUAAUUGAAAAUGGAUUUGCAGAAUGGGUUGAUAAAGAAAAAGAAAAAGAAAAAGAAAAGGAUAAGGAUAAUAAUAAUAAUAAUAGAGUUUUAAUAAUGUGGAGAAAACCAGAUGAAUGGGCAUCACUUAUUUAUAAAUGGGUAGCUGAUUGUGGUUUAUUAAAUACAGUUUUAACAGUUUGGGAAAUUCAAAAUGGUGAUGACUCAAAGAAACAAGAAUUUCAUCAAUUAAAUACAACAAUCUUAAUGAAGUCUUUAAAAGUUUUAGAAAAACAAUCAAAAUGUCAAACGUUUUCUCAAGAUGAAAAUGUUGGUGUUAAAUUCUUUUCAAUUUAA
Molecule: messenger RNA, 585 nt
Organism: Dictyostelium discoideum AX4
Lineage: Eukaryota; Evosea; Eumycetozoa; Dictyosteliales; Dictyosteliaceae
Gene: vps25
Product: vacuolar protein sorting 25
Exons: 2
Coding region: 1-585 (194 amino acids)
Biological process (GO): multivesicular body sorting pathway; macroautophagy
Cellular component (GO): ESCRT II complex; cytoplasm
Source: RefSeq, a predicted model, not a curated record